This is a messenger RNA of Labrus mixtus (cuckoo wrasse), 1627 nucleotides long. RefSeq names its product cytochrome P450 2G1-like. The record is from RefSeq and is a predicted model, not a curated record. NCBI's taxonomy places the organism in Eukaryota, Metazoa, Chordata, Actinopteri, Labriformes, Labridae. Gene Ontology annotation, cellular component: intracellular membrane-bounded organelle; cytoplasm. Gene Ontology annotation, biological process: xenobiotic metabolic process. Gene Ontology annotation, molecular function: oxidoreductase activity, acting on paired donors, with incorporation or reduction of molecular oxygen, reduced flavin or flavoprotein as one donor, and incorporation of one atom of oxygen; heme binding; iron ion binding. The transcript has 9 exons.
AACAAGUUAGACGAGGAGCAUUAUGGACUUUUCUGCAACAGUGAUCUUGGCGGGGCUAAUCGUAGCUCUGCUGUGGCUGUUCAGGGUCAAAAACAAAAAUAAUUAUAAUUUGCCUCCUGGACCCAUUGCUCUGCCUGUCAUAGGAAAUUUGCCACAGCUGCAAAAAGAUGCACCUUUUAAAAGCUUUUUCAAGUUCAGUGAGACCUAUGGACCUGUGAUGACAUUUUACCUGGGCUGGCAGCGGACGAUUGUUCUGGUGGGAUACGAUGCAGUGAAAGAGGCUCUGGUGGACCAGGCGGAUGACUUCACAGGCAGAGGGCCACUGCCAUUUCUGAUGAAAGGGUCCAAAGGCCACGGUAUGGCAAUCAGUAAUGGGGAGCGUUGGCGCCAGCUGCGACGCUUCACCCUGACAACCUUAAGAGACUUUGGGAUGGGACGCAAGGGGAUGGAAGAGUGGAUCCAGGAGGAGAGCACCCACCAGAGAGCCCGGAUAGAUUCAUUUAAAGCCAAACCAUUUGACCCCACGUUGUUGCUGAGCUGCUCCGUAUCCAAUGUGAUCUGUGCUCUGGUGUUCGGUGAACGCUUCGAUUAUGAUGACAAGCAGUUCUUGAACCUGCUCAGCAACAUAGCUGAUGUUUUAAAGUUUAACAGCAGCCCUAAGGGUCAGAUGUAUAACGUCUUCCCCUGGCUCAUGGAUCAUCUGCCCGGCCAGCAGCACAAGGUUUUUGCUCAGGUUGAGGAGUUGAGAGGGUUUGUCAAAAUUAAGAUCCAAGAGCACAAAGAGACACUGGAUCCCAGCUCCCCAAAAGACUUCAUCGACUGCUUUCUCAUCCGAAUGAAUCAGGAAAAGGACAUACCUACAAGUGAGUUCCAGUUUGAAAACUUGGUCGCCACAGUGCUUAAUCUAUUCAUGGCAGGGACAGAAACCACCAGCUCCACCAUCAGAUAUGCCCUCAGCGUGCUGAUCAAAUACCCCAGCAUGCAAGAGAAAAUGCAGCAGGAGAUCGACACUGUGAUUGGACAAAAUCGUGGUCCCAACAUAGAGGACAGGAAGUCCCUCCCCUUCACAGAUGCAGUCAUUCAUGAGGUGCAGCGUUUUCUGGACAUUAUCCCCUUAAGCCUCCCUCACUACACACUCCAGGACGUCUCUUUCAGGGGUUACACAAUCCCCAAGGUAUUCUCAGUUCAAAUGUGUCAUUUUAAUUGGAGAAGCAAGUGCACAAUUACACUAACAUGUUUUAAUGUCUCUUAGGAAACUGUUAUUAUUCCCUUGUUGCACUCUGUGCUAAAAGAAGAAAAGCAAUGGGAAACUCCCUGGUCCUUCAACCCCAAGCACUUCUUGGACCAGAAUGGCAACUUUAGCAAAAAUCCUGCAUUCCUGCCAUUUUCUGCAGGAAAGAGAGCCUGUGUUGGGGAGUCUCUUGCUCGUAUGGAGCUUUUUAUCAUCAUUGUGUCUCUGGUGCAGCGUUUCAAAUUCUCCUGCACCGAAGGUCCUGACAGUAUAAACCUUGUUCCAGAGUUCAGCGGCUUUGCCAAUAUCCCUCGCAGGGACCUGAUCAUAGCCACGGCGCGGUGAAAAGAGGAGCUUCACUCAGAUAUUCUCAUCGAUUGACGCACUCAUAAACAC